This is a messenger RNA of Glycine soja, 2743 nucleotides long. Its product is annotated as poly(ADP-ribose) glycohydrolase 1-like. Gene Ontology annotation, cellular component: cytoplasm; nucleus. Gene Ontology annotation, biological process: nucleotide-sugar metabolic process; regulation of DNA repair; carbohydrate metabolic process. The transcript is spliced from 10 exons. The record is from RefSeq and is a predicted model, not a curated record. Gene Ontology annotation, molecular function: poly(ADP-ribose) glycohydrolase activity. Bases 64 to 1707 code for a protein of 547 amino acids. NCBI's taxonomy places the organism in Eukaryota, Viridiplantae, Streptophyta, Magnoliopsida, Fabales, Fabaceae.
CCAGAAUGAUGAAUUGUAUAAGCCAAAUGAACACUAAUUGGUUUUCACAAAGUUGGUUUGAGAAUGGAAGAAAGAGAGGAGUUGCAAUCGAUUCUGGCAUAUCUACCCGUGGUCAUGCGUUGUUCCUCUCCGUUUUGGCCGUCCCAAGCGGUGGAAACACUGAGAGAACUCGGAGGAGGGCGAGUCAACUCGGGCCACCACUUUUUCCAAGCCAUUUCUGACCUCAGAAACGCCCUUUCUCUCUCUUCCGAACCCUUAGCCCCUUCCGCUCCGCAUGGCUAUGCCCUCUUCUUCGACGAGGUUAUGUCUGGAGAGGAAUCUAGCAAGUGGUUUCAGGAGGUGCUUCCCGCAUUGGGGAAUUUGCUUUUGAGGUUACCCUCUUUGUUGGAAUCACACUAUCAAAACACUGAUAAUAUGGCUAUAGAUGGAGAGGCAGGAGCUAUGCUCACUACUGCUCUUCGCUUGUUGGAUUCACAGCAACCAGGGAUAGUCUUCCUUACCCAGGAGUUGAUUGCUGCUCUUCUUAGCUGCUCAUUAUUUUGUCUAUUCCCAGUCAGUGACAGACCUGUGAUACAUCUUCCAAUGAUUAACUUCGAUGUAUUGUUUGGGAGUCUGUAUGAUGAUUACAGUCAAAAACAGGAAAAUAAGAUUUGGUGCAUCGUUCACUAUUUUCAAAGGAUAAGUUCUGAAAUGCCCAAGGGUAUUGUCUCAUUUGAGCGAAAAGUACUUCCCUUCAAAAAUGAUUCUAUUCAUAUUUCUUACCCAGAUGCUAAUUUUUGGAGCACUUCUGCUAUACCUCUAUGCAGAUUUGAGGUUCACAGUUCAGGGCUCAUAGAAGAUCAAUCAAGUGGAGCUGUUGAAGUAGAUUUUGCAAAUAAAUAUCUUGGGGGAGGUGCUCUUGGCAGGGGGUGUGUACAGGAGGAAAUCCGCUUCAUGGUCAGUCCAGAACUGAUGGUUGGCAUGCUUUUCUUGCCAGCUAUGGCAGAUAAUGAGGCUAUAGAAAUUGUUGGUGUGGAAAGGUUCUCAAGUUAUACAGGGUAUGCUUCAUCAUUUCGAUUUUCUGGUGAUUAUGUGGAUGAAAGGGAAGUAGACACUCUUGGAAGACGGAAAACUAGGAUUGUUGCAAUUGAUGCAUUAUGUAGCCCAGGGAUGAGACAAUACAGGGCAAAUUUUCUCCUCCGUGAGAUCAAUAAGGCAUUCUGCGGUUUUCUGUACCAAUGUAAAUAUCAACCGUAUCAGAAAAUAUUGCAAGAGAAUGGAUGUACAUCUGCACUGUUCUAUGCUGCCACCUCAACAUCUAUGGAAACAGAUGAAGGAGAAAUUUCCAACCACAAAAUUACAAAUUCUCAAAAUGAUUACCACGGGAUGGAUCAGGGCAAUAAUAUUGGGGUUGCAACUGGAAACUGGGGAUGUGGUGCCUUUGGAGGAGAUCCUGAAGUAAAGACAAUAAUUCAGUGGCUUGCAGCUUCUCAGGCUCUAAGACCUUUCAUAGCUUACUACACAUUUGGCUUGGAGGCAUUGCAGAGCCUAGACGAGGUUGCUCAUUGGAUUUUGUCUCAGAGAUGGACAGUUGGGGACCUAUGGAACAUGCUAAUUGAGUACUCAAUAAAUAGAUCAAAAGGAGAAACUAAUGUGGGCUUCCUUCAAUGGCUCCUUCCAUCAAUAUAUGGCCAUGGUGCUAGGAUGGAUUUGCCAAAUCUGGCUUAAUCUUCUGUUGUUGAACCUUCUGUUGUUGAACGUCUUUCUCUUUUGUCAAUGUUCUCACUUUGAAGGAGCUGUGAAAAGGUAUGCUGUGCAUAGUUUGGUUUGUGGACUUCCAAGUUUUAUCACUCUUACAUGACUACACUGCAGACCGUGAAGCUAGAAUCUACAGCAUAAAGGAUAUAAUGAUGUUUUUUUAGCAAAGUGCUACUAGAGACUCUUCUGUUUUAUUGUGUUUAGCUUUGGAGUAGAGAGGGUGGAUACAAAAAAUAUACUAUCCGGAUUCUCUUCUUACAUUUAAAAGGUGCUGGAAAGGAAACAUUUGUUUAUGUCUUUUGCGUGCAAUGAAGGAAAGAUACAAAAGUAAUGUAAAGACAAUAUUUGUACAACCAUUGUUGAUCCGAGUCCUCUGAAGAAGGAAAUAUCCUUGUUGAUGUCAGAUAUAUGUUUUACUUGAAUAGUCAGCAGCAGUCAAAUUUCUCUUUUAUCUUGAUCAGGAUUCCAAAUUUUUUCUUUCAAAGUGGUGCACCCAUAUUUUUUGAUUAUUGCCGCAGCUGUGCAAUUUCCGCUGUAGUGAAGUCUACAGGGGCAAAAUGCUUUGUGGUAAUGGAAGUGGAAUGCAAAUAGUUGGAAGGGGGAUUUGAUCCAUCAAACUUGCACUCAGCUAUGCCUACCCCUUCGAUUGUCAAUCUUGCCUUCAAAAACUGUAAGGCACUUCCCUGAACUACAAGAUGGCCAAAACCUAAAUCUAGGUGGUUUAAUUUCUGAUGAGGAUUGAUGAAUUUCCAUCUGCUGCUGAUAAGCUUUUCUGGGAGCAAAGGCUGACCAUGCCAUUCUUGUUAGCAGUCAAAUAGCUUUGCCCUCGAGAACUUGUUCAUAUAGUUGCUAAACCUCUGAAUGAAUGUGAUGCAUAUGUAGUCAAAAUAUUCUAGACGAAGAAUCUCAUUAUUUUUUUUAAUUUUCAUCAUCUUUCUCUUCAAAUGAUUGUACAUCCUUCUUGCUGCUCAAGUAAGUAAUACACAAAAAAAGAAACCUGUUUCAA